Austrofundulus limnaeus is the source of this 1026-nucleotide messenger RNA. RefSeq names its product inner mitochondrial membrane peptidase subunit 2 (gene immp2l). Gene Ontology annotation, cellular component: mitochondrial inner membrane peptidase complex; membrane. Lineage: Eukaryota; Metazoa; Chordata; Actinopteri; Cyprinodontiformes; Rivulidae. The record is from RefSeq and is a predicted model, not a curated record. Gene Ontology annotation, molecular function: serine-type endopeptidase activity.
GCAACUGUCGGGUUGAUGGAUGGAGGAAAAAGAAAGAAGUACCGUGGUUGGAGGUGCCGAAUCAGAUCGAUUACAGUAUCGAUGGCGCCACACGUGACGUGUUUCCGGAUUACUCCAGAGCUCCGAAAAUUAGGCAGUUUCCAGGUGGCCCAGCGGAGGAUGACUGGUCGGCGCUGCCUCCGAGCGUUCAUCAGUGGCUUCUUUGUUGCUGUUCCUGUCACAGUUACCGUCCUCGACAAGUUGGCUUACGUGGCUCGAGUAGAAGGCGUGUCGAUGCAGCCUUUCCUGAACCCCGGAGGAGGGUCCGAGUGUGACGUGGUCCUGCUGAACCGUUGGAGUGUGAGGAACUACCAGGUCCAAAGAGGUGACAUCGUCUCCAUUGUGACUUUGGGCUACAAGAAUCGAUAUGUUCAAAUCCCUGACGGUCAUUUCUGGAUUGAGGGCGAUCAUCAUGGACACAGUCUGGACAGCAACAGCUUUGGACCAGUUUCAGUGGGGCUCCUGCACGGUCGAGCCUCUCACAUCAUCUGGCCCCCCAGUCGUUGGCAGCAGAUCAAACCGUUCCUUCCUCUGAACCGAGGACCACUCGACACAGACGAAGAACAAGACUGAAAAAUAGAACUGUAGUUUUUUUUUUUUUUKUUAAAAAUUAUACCUCAUUUAUUUUUAAGUGUAAAUUAUAUUUCUUUUACAUAAAAUUCUACUUUUUGUUGUGUUUUCUCAUUUUGUCAGUGUUUGGUUACAUGUGUUUGAGGUGGAGCAGGAUAUGGACCAAUAGCUUGGAGUCUUGUUUGAGACCAUCACUAUUUUAGCAGAGCAGAUUUAAAAAAAUACAAAUUGAGGUAUAAAAAAAUAGAAUUAUUCCAACUAGCUAAUUUUGCUCAAAUUUUGUAGCUAAAUAAACAUGAUAUGAGCAAGGCAGCUGCUUGUGUAUGAGGCAUUUUUAAAACCAGUUUCUCAAAGAUUCUGAUCUUUCAGGAAUUAAUGGAAAACUACAUACCUGUAAAUUAAAAACCAAUGAAAUAA